CCAAGUUUAACAGAUGAAACAGUAUGAAGAUUGCAGAAGUUGUCCAGGAGGAAAUGUUGGCCAAUGAAAAUGAGACACAGAUGGGAGGAAGACACCUCAACAGUACUUUCCUCCCUUACUACCAGCAUUCCCCGGCUGUUGCCGCCAUUUUCAUUAUUGCUUACCUAAUUGUCUUUCUCUCAUGCAUGGCUGGAAAUUCUUUGGUGUGCUUGGUGGUGAUGAAGAACCAACGCAUGCGCACUGUCACCAACCUCUUCAUCUUCAACCUGGCUAUCAGUGACCUGCUGGUGGGCAUCUUCUGUGUGCCAACCACUCUGAUGGAUAACCUGAUCACAGGGUGGCCUUUUAACCAGAUUGUCUGUACCAUGAGCGGCCUCGUCCAAGGGAUGUCUGUUUCGGCUUCAGUAUUCACCCUUGUGGCUAUAGCCAUGGACAGAUUCCACUGCAUUGUCCUGCCCUUCCGGGAGAGGCUCAGUGUUUUCAAGGCGGUGGUUAUCAUUGUCAUGAUGUGGCUUCUAGCCAUCGCUAUCAUGUGCCCAUCUGCCAUCGUGCUCACUGUCACCCGCAUGGAAGACCAUUACAUGGUGCUAAGUGAUGGGAAGAACAGCACCUAUCCACUGUACACGUGCUAUGAAGCCUGGGCAGACAACAGCAUGAGGAAGCUCUACACCACUAUUCUCUUCACUCACAUUUACCUGGUGCCUUUAACACUUAUCAUAUUCAUGUACGGAAGGGUCUGCCUGAAACUCUGCAGCUCCACAGCACCCAUCUCUGAAAACCUGCCUUGCACUGGUAGAGCCAAUGGCACUUCUAAAAAACGCAUCAAGGUCAUCAAGAUGUUGAUCCUGGUUGCUCUCCUCUUCAUGAUUUCCUGGUUACCCUUGUGGACCCUGAUGCUCUUGGUAGACUACACCAACUUGGCCGACGAACAUCUAGACUUGUUGACCAGCUACUUCUUCCCUUUUGCUCACUGGCUGGCUUUCUCCAACAGCAGCAUCAACCCCAUCAUCUAUGGAUACUACAAUGAGAACUUUCGAAGGGGCUUUCAGGCAGCCUUCAAGUUUCAGUUUUGCUCUUGCGAAAUGGAGCAUCAAGAGACUUACUCUGAGGAAUCGCGGGGGCCCACCAGCUUUGGGAUGUGCAACAAAGUCUUUGUGGAGGCAACUUCUUCUAAUUCUUCGUCCUCACAGCCAAUUCAGAACACUGCCCCUCUCUUCUCUAGGAUUAUCCAACCCAAGUGUCCAGGUCUUGGCUUGGAAGACAUUGAUAAAAUAAUGACCUGCCAUGGAGUUAACCAGGCUUGGGAGAAGACGGAGACAUAA
Euleptes europaea (tarantolino) is the source of this 1322-nucleotide messenger RNA. Its product is annotated as neuropeptide FF receptor 1-like. Gene Ontology annotation, biological process: regulation of MAPK cascade; G protein-coupled receptor signaling pathway; regulation of cAMP-dependent protein kinase activity. NCBI's taxonomy places the organism in Eukaryota, Metazoa, Chordata, Lepidosauria, Squamata, Sphaerodactylidae. Gene Ontology annotation, cellular component: membrane. Gene Ontology annotation, molecular function: opioid receptor binding; neuropeptide receptor activity; peptide binding. The record is from RefSeq and is a predicted model, not a curated record. The transcript has 4 exons. The coding region runs from base 24 to 1322 and encodes 432 amino acids.